Molecule: messenger RNA, 1378 nt
Organism: Andrographis paniculata
Lineage: Eukaryota; Viridiplantae; Streptophyta; Magnoliopsida; Lamiales; Acanthaceae
Product: embryogenesis-associated protein EMB8-like
Exons: 13
Coding region: 34-1305 (423 amino acids)
Molecular function (GO): short-chain carboxylesterase activity; monoacylglycerol lipase activity
Source: RefSeq, a predicted model, not a curated record
CCAAAAAAUACUUACGACUUUCUUGCUAUCUCAAUGAACUCCUUAAACUCAUCGCCGCCGCCGCAGCCGCCAGAAUCUCCAUACCAUCUGUUGUUGCGCGCCGCGCUGCUGAUUCCGGCUUGGCAUUAUGCAUUAGGCCUCUGCUUUAUAUGCGCAGCGCUCUUGUAUAAUAUUCUGGAAUGUCAUUUCUUCGGCGAAAUGAUCACCGGAUUUAGAGGACAGCCUGUCACUCUUACAUUCGACCCUUCGUCUCAACUCUACCACCGCGUCGUCUCCAAGUGCAAACUUCUCCACGGAAGGUAUUGUUCGACUCCAUGGUUGAGUAGUCCUCAUCUUCAGACAGCAUUUGUACAUUAUUUUGGUAAUCCACCUUUUGUCGACUACACAAGACAGCUGUUUGUAGCCUCCGAUGGAGGAACAAUAGCUUUGGAUUGGGUCGGCAAUUCUCCCUGCGUCGUAGAUUUGAAAUCCGCCAUCGCCGACGAUAAAAGCCCUAUCAUCAUCGUCAUUCCCGGACUAGGCAAUGCAGCCGAUUCCGCGUAUGUCAAGCACUUGUCUUUCCGGAUGGCGAAGAGCAGCUGUCGAGUUGUCGUGAGCAAUCACCGCGGACUAGGCGGCGCGCCAGUAACCUCGGAUCGCUUCUACACCGCUGCAUGGACAGACGACAUACGAGCAGUUAUCGACCACAUUCACGGGAAGUACCCCGAAGCUCCAUUGUUUGCUGUCGGCGCGAGCGUGGGCGCUAAUAUCCUGGUGAAGUAUCUCGGGGAAGAUGGGAGCAAUGUUCCACUUGUUGGUGCUGCAGCAAUUUGCAAUCCUUGGGACUCUUUGCUAUGCGAUAGGUUUCUGAGGCGUAGACUUGUCCAACGGUUGUAUAGCAUAAGCUUGACGGCGAGCUUGAAAGAUUACGCAAAUCUGCACGCCGACACCCUUUCUAGAGUUUCAAACUGGGAAGGUAUCAAAAAGGCACGAUGUGCUCGGGAGUUCGAUGAUGCUGCAACACGUAUUCUUGCAAAGUGUAAGACGGUCGAUGCAUAUUAUCGACAGUGCAGCAGUGCUAACUAUGUAGAAAGAGUUGAAGUACCGCUUCUCUGCAUUAGCUCCAUGGAUGAUCCUGUCUGCACAAGUGAAGCAAUUCCAUGGGAUGAGUGCAGGUUAAACAGAAAUGUAAUAUUGGCCACCACUCAACAUGGAGGGCACCUACCGUUCUUCGAAGGGUCCACUGCAACAAGCAUCUGGUGGGUAAAGGUUGUUGAUGAAUUCUUAAGUACUUUGAUUUCGAAUCCCAUCAAAGAACAAAAAUAAGAUGGACUACAUAUAGUUAUUCUUGUACUUUCUAACUAUUUCGUAAAUUUCUUCCAACCAUCUUGAUUCAAAA